Messenger RNA from Dunckerocampus dactyliophorus (ringed pipefish), 6849 nucleotides. Its product is annotated as calponin homology domain-containing protein DDB_G0272472. The record is from RefSeq and is a predicted model, not a curated record. The transcript has 14 exons. Lineage: Eukaryota; Metazoa; Chordata; Actinopteri; Syngnathiformes; Syngnathidae. Bases 230 to 5542 code for a protein of 1770 amino acids.
UGUCGUCCUGCCUGUCAACAACACUGCAACCUGAGACAGGAUAGCAGCCUCUUGGCUAGCUAAGUCAACCUGCUAAAAAGUUAUUUGGAUCGGGCAACAGGAAGGACGGACUCGAGUUAGAUUACUUCAACACCUUCCUCCUGUGUGAUAUGACAUCGCUGCUUGCUCACUACAAAAGUCAGAGUUCUACAGAAAACGGUUGAUAUCUGAUCAGGUGCUGUUGAGCAGAAUGGCUGCACAAGUGGAGGUACAGAGUGGGGAGGUUGGGAGGACAGGGACAGGAGGAAGACUUCACUUGAGUCCCCUGACUGACUCAAUUAAUACAAGUCCACCAAUGAGUCAGACACAUAUCAUCACUCCAGAACCUAAAAAACCUGUCCCUGGCCCCAAACCACGUCUUACCCCAAAACCGUUCGCCGUGGAAAAGCAACCCACUAUUAAGCCUAUACCUGCCCCAAAGCCUCAUACCAAACCCAGACCGGUAUCCACUCACCUCGCUGGAUACAAACCAGACAUUCCAUGCAGUCCAAAACCACAGCAACCAGUUGCCAUUGUCAAGCCAAGUCCUAUGUCAACCAGCCCAAGUCAUCCUACCUCAACCUCAUUUAAAACAUCCAUUAAGGUGAAUACUGGGCAAACAACCAAGCCUGUUGCCCCCCCAUUUAAAGCAGCCCCUCCUCUUGACACUGUAGACACCAUUAAACCCACUCCUCCUUUACCACCAGAGAGACAGAAACAUAAGAACCAGAAGACACCCAUGCAGAGUGGGGCAUCCAUUGCCAGAGCCAAGUCUUUGGGGUUCCUUAAUCACAUGGAUAAAGAGGAGGAAAUAAGUCAUUCAGAGGCACUUGUCCCUCCGCGACCCAAACCCAGAGGUUCCAAGCCAAGACCUGUAUCGGCUGUUUUCCUUUACAAUCCUGAGACACCACUUCCUACUCCUCGCUUGGCUGAAGGCAGACCGCUUUCAUCUGAUAUGACAUUCAAGUUUGAGACUAUUGGUCUGUCAUUACACCAUAAAAUGACCAAAACCAACAAUCAGGAAAGCCCAAUGAAAGAGGAAGCACUUCCACAAAAGCCACAGCAGCAGACAAACAGUACCUUGGCAUAUAAUAGUGAUGAUGAAGUAAAACCAGUUGCCUCAGAUGAGCAGACCAACAAAAAUGAAGACAAAAUAAGUGUAAAAGAGACCGAAGAGGAUCAGCGAGGGUUUAGUGUCAAGUCAAGAAUUAAUCUUCUGCUUGAAUCCUCCUCUGCUCCUGAGACAGUGUCCGCUGGACGAACACCGGAUAUUCCUUCUCAAGUGCAGAGGGUCCCUGAUUCUGAACCACAAGUGGGUGUUAAACAGCGCAUCAAGCAGCUAACAGAUGAUACGGCAACUCAGAGUCCUGUCUUGAAACCAGCAGUUAAGUUACGCUCCCUGCCCUCUGACCUCACUAAAAAGUUUUCAUCUGAGAAGGCAUCUGACUUUGGCAGUGUUUCCCACAGUGCUGAAACAGAAUAUCAUGACAUCAGCAAAGAACCUCAAAGGAGGAUUGAACCUGCAGCAGUCAACGCCAGUUACAAAAAGGAUUCGGUGGAUAUCCAAGAUCAGAUCAGCUCAAUGACAGAAAGUCCAGCGGCAGGACAGCCAUUUACUUCUACUAUCAAACAAAGCAGUCCCAGUGUUGAAGUGCAGACAGUGCGAGCAUCCAUAUUUGAUAAUAUUGUUGAGCGAUCCAGUGUGUUGAUGGUGGAUAAACGAUUGACCACAGCUCCUGACUCACUCAGUAGCCCAUCUUUGAGGAGAGGAAGCAGUGAAGAUGAAGGUACUCUAGUGACUGCCACCUAUAAAGAUUCUCUUUCUCCAAGUUCCCUGCGAGUGAACCAUGCCAUGGCCACAGUGAAAGCAGUGGGAGAGAGCAGAGCAGUCAGUGAGAGUAUCCUAUCUGGUCAGCGUGAGGACAAGGCCAUGACCUUGCGCUCCAGACGCUCUGAAGGCAAAACUAGUUUAAUCAAAGGAGAGCCCGCUUCAGCAGUGGAAUUAGAGCAGCAGCCUCGAUACUUGCGAAUAAGGUCCUUGCAGAAAUGGGCUAGCCCAGAGGCAGGUGUGGAGAAUGAGACACUAAAGCAAUCACACAAGGAGAAAGAAAUUGAUUUGAGCAAAGACAGACAAAGAGAAGCUGAACAAGAAGAAACAGCUGCAGCUCCUAAACGCUUGAAAACACUGCAGAUUGACGAAAAGUCAAAACCCAAGGCAACCUAUUUUGCUUUGACAGGACAAAUACAGGGAUCUAUGUCUCCUUUAGAGGUAGGCGCCGACAUUAUAAGUUCAGCAACACCUUAUAAUGAUUAUUCAAUAGGUUCUGGACAAGGAAGCUCUCAAGGUAAGGUUUCUGCCAUUAAGAGGAAUCUGUCAUUAAAUGAAACAUUUGGAAAAAAGCAUCUAGACAAAAAUGUGGAUGCAGGGAUGAUAAGUCACAUUUCACUUAGGCAGAUGGCAUCAGCAAUGGAUGUGCAAACAGCUGAGAAAAUCACAGAAGUAAAAAGAGAACAAACAAAGGAAGAUGAAAGGCAGAAUGGCAAGAUAAAGACGUUUGAGAGGGAAAAACAUAGACAAAUAGAAAUUGAGAAACAAGCCAUUUUACAAUUUUCACAAAUGAAGGAAAGGGAGAUACAAAGAGAAUUUGAAAGACAGAAAGCAUUUGAAAGGGAGAAACAAAGUGCCCUGGUACAACAAAAACAGAGACAGCUUAAAAAGCUCCAAGAAUUGGAGUUUGAAAAACAGAGGCAAUUGCAGCUUGAGAAAGAAACCGCAAGACAGCAAGAACAGGAGAGGCAGCAAGAAUUAGAGCGGCAAAGAGAGCUAGAAAAGCAGAAACAGCAAGAAAUGAAAAGGCAGAGAGAGCAAGAACUGGAGAGACAACAUGAACAAGUGAGGCUGAAGGAGCAGGAAAAAGAGCGACAGCGAGAACUUCAGAGGCAGCAAGAACUAAUGAAGCUCAAGCAACUGGAAAACGAGAGGCAAAAAGAACUUGAGAAGCAAAGAGAAAUGGAGAGGCAGCAAGAACAGAUGAGGUUUAUGGAGCAAGAAAAUGAGAGACAGCAAGAAUUUGAUAGGCAGCAAGAGCUGAUGUGGCAGAGGGAGCAGGAGACUGUUAGACAGAGAGAACUUGAGAGACAGCGAGAACUCAUCCGACUGAAGGAGCAAGAGAAACAGCGAGAACUUCAGAGGCAGCAAGAACAACUGAGGCAAAGGGAGCAUGAAAUGGAGAGACAGCGAGAACUGAUGAGGCAAAGAGAGCUGGAAAAGGAGAGAUGGCGAGAACUUGACAGACAGCAAGAACAGAUGAGGCUGAGAGAGCAGGAAAAACAGAGGCAGCAAGAACUGGAACAGGAGAGGAACCGUGAAUGGGAGAGACAGAGACAGAGGGAGGAAGCAAUGCAAAGAGAGCUUGAUAAGGAGACGCGUUUAAUGGAAAUGCAAAGGAAUAAGCAAAGAAUGGAGGACCUGGAGAGAAUUAAAGAGAUAGAGGCAGAAAAGCUCUUAGACUUCGAAAAACAGAAGCAAAAAGAAAAGGAGCGACAGAAGCUUGAAAAGCAACGGCUCAAAGAGAAGAUGGACAGAGAGAAAGAUAAAAUCAAACAAAUGGCUUUAGAACAGGAAAUGCUGAGACUGAAAGAGAUUGAUAAAGAAAGGGAAAAACAAAAACAACAAAUUGAGAGGCAGCAUGAGGAAGACAUUGAGAGGGAAAAGCUUAAAGAGCUGGAAAAACAAAAAGACUUGAAAAGGGAGAAGCUUUGGAGGGAGGCAGAGAGAAUUAAGGAGAUAGAAAGAAUACAAUUAAUGGAGUUUGAAAUGCUAAAUCAAAUAGAGUUGGACAGUUGGCAUACAGACAUUGAAGAACACAAAAUAAGGGAGAAUAUGGAAAAGGCUGAGGCAGAAAAAAUGAGACAGGUUGCUAAACUUCAAGAAGCAGAGAGACACAGACUCAAGGAGAAGCAAAGGAAAGAGGAACAGGAGAAGAUGAGGUUGGAGCAAUCCCCACUAAGACCCAAAGUUUUCGAUUUGGACUCUGUGGUCAGAACUGCCACCUCUCAUCACACUGACCCAUCAUUACGAUGGAAGGAGCCCUCUCCCAUACCUCAAACCUACAAACCUGCCAUUUUUGACGUAGACUCCUUCACAUCUCAGUCCCGGCACCCCUCCAGUCAAGAUCUUCUGCCUGUUGCCAGUAUUCAGGAAGUUAAUUCCAACUUUGAUAGUGUGUUGCGGCCUGCGUCUGAAAGAGAUAUUACCUGGAAGGUACCACCACGGAUGUCAGUUGAUUUCACAAGCCCAGUGUGGACAAUGUCCCCACAAGACCCCUGGGAGCUACAACCUAGUCAGAUAUCUCACCCCACCAAAGUCAGCCCAGAUCAUAUACUUCAUAGGAAGGAGCAACAGUUUCUGGCCUCACAGAACCACUGGCCCCAUAGGCAAGGCCAGCCGCUUUACUUGGACCCUUUUGCCCAAAGAGAGGCAGCAACUGGCGGAGUCUCAAGCAGUGCUCCUGUUGAUCAGGUCUGGUUGCCCAGAGAACUAAAAUCCCAAGACAACAGGGAAAAGGUCUGGAACCACAGGAGAUCACAAGGAUCCCAGGAGCUGAAUAGGAUGCGUUCACGCAGUAUGUCACGCCGAUCAGCCCCUUCUAGUGGUGCGCUAGAGGGUAGUAUCUACAGGAUAAGGAGUCGUAGUGCUCACAGAGAACAGGACCAUCCCAGCUGGGUGCAACAGAAGCAAAGUGUCAGUGGUGAGGAGGAGGAGGGGAAGGACUCUGAAACUCCAGUGGGUGAGACUGACAGUCAGUAUGGGACCUGGGAGACAGGACUACGUACUGAUGACAGCCUGACCCCUGCCACUCCCAACUCAGAAAGCAACCUCAGCCCUUCGCCAAGGAAUGCAACUCAUUCUUCGCUCCUGCAAGGUCAACACGCCUCGCAGUUGGAUGCAGACAUCUUUGACAGCCUGCAUCCUUCCUCUUCUUCUGAGAGCCAGCCAUUCUCUUUCCCUGAUGCCCCAACCACCCUGUUAGACAACAGUGCCCUCCGCUCCAGAGUCCAGCUGGGGAAAAAACGUGCUCCCAGGACACGGCCUUCCAGAGCUGCUCGCCAGUGCACUACCGACGCUGGGAGAGAGGGGGCAACAUCUGAUAACUGGAUCUACCAAGACUCCACAGAGAAGAAGGUUGAGAGUAAGAUGGACGAAGUAGACUCGAAGGAGCAGGCCAGAGCAGCAGAAGCUGGUGCUGCUGUUGCUUCUCAGCCGCAGAGGAUCGCCUUGUUCCCUGGGGUGGACCCCCUUGCUUUAAAGGUCCAGUUAAAGAAGAGGAGUGACUCUGACAGUCAAACAGAUGCACCUUCUCCUUCCCUGCCCUCCCGCUCCCCCAAAUCACCCUUCCUGCCUCGGGCUGCUCGUGUACUGCCCCCAGCUGGUGGGAAAGAAAAUGGUGAGGAGGAAUCACCCAAGUGGUUGAAAGAACUCAAGUCUAAGAAGCGCUUGAGUCACUACGAGAAUGAGAACUAAUUAAGCUGAGGUUGCCUUCUGAGAUGGAUCCAUAAGAAACAGAGGCCUUAAUGUUCGACUCAGAGAGUAGGAGGGUGGAAUCUGCUGCUGAUGUAUAGAUUUUUUUUUCCCUAUUCCUUUUGGUUCUCUUACUGUCUGGGUUGAUCAUCAUGCAUGGUGCCUAUUUAAAGAGGAUCUAUAAUGCAACAUCAGCAAAAAAAAGACAAACACAUCCAGCUGCUCUGCUUAUAGGGGAGUGACCUCUCAAGAACACUUUGAUUGGGACCAGAAGAAGUGGGGGCAGGGGAUAAGAGGAUUACUUUCCUGUCAGGAAAUAGUUAACUUGAGGGACCACCGCACAAUUCACUGAAUGCUGGAGAGCCAGCCAGUACAAUACAAAAUGUUUAUACUGAGUUUCCUUACUAGACUAAUAUGUACAUGUCAGCAGUGGUAUGUGUGUUGUCUUUAUGUUAUCAAUCAUUGAUGGGAGUCACACAAGCAUUGCCAUAUUACAACAUUUCAGACACUAAUGGUUCCUUGUUGAACUUGGAAAGCUGCUGACCACAUUAUUAGUUGGGAUGUAUAUCAUGUAAGUAACCAUGAGAUGUUAUAUUUUGUAUGCUUUCACAAUGAUAAAGAGAGAGUUUUGGGGAGAAGAUAUGUUGUUUCAUUUCUCAAUGUUUGGGGUCACAACUUUUUUUGUUGUUGUUCAGGUAUGUAUUUUUCUUUAUGGGAGAUGGAUGGAUGGGGACUUUUGGCCAAGUGACUUUGAAACAUGAACACUCCUUAAUAGCACAAAUACAGGAUCACUGAUCAUGUCAUCUCCCUCUUUUCGCAUCCAUAAAAGCCAUGCAGCACCGUACUAGUAUCACACACUCCUCCAUCGUGCUAUGGCAAUGUGUCACCCUAUCCUCAUGUGCAACAUGUGCAUGCACAAUCUUUGCUGGCCAGAGUCAAGGGGAUGAUUUUGACUGGCACGACUUUAGCGCCUCCAUUGUUAAAUGACUCCAUAAUACAUGUGUAUCUUCAUCAUCAUGUUUGCCAUUGACCCAUUCCCUCUGAGGUUCUCUAAAGCACUUUGUCUCUUGAUGCACGACAGCACUGACCCCUCUUUUUGGUUUCAUGUAUGUGGGUGAGAAUUAGAAUGUUCAUACAAAGCAAAUGAAUGUGUGGAUUAUCCCUGUUUUUUUUUUUUAUUGUACACGAUGUGUAAAAUAAAUUUGAGGGUUUCAUUUUUUUAUGUCUUUUGUUCCUUUUUUAUUUCACUGUGUUGUUCUGGCCAGUGUCCUAAAGUGAAUCAAUUCUUAAUAAAAAUCUAUUUGACUUGC